GUGUAGCAAGACGACCUCGAACGACUUCUCCUCGCUACGCGGCAGCAACGGCACGAACACCCGCAUCGUUGCCGACCACACCAAGAUGCUGUACGAGACGAUUGGCAUUGUCCGCGUGGGCAAGCUGUCCGAGGUGAAAGAGAUCGUCCUCACGGCGGGCCAGAUCAUCCUGCGCCAGGGCGGCGUGAUCCGCGACGUGGCCAACUGGGGCGUCUUCCACCUGCCGCGCACCAUCUCGCACAACCAGAAGCGGCACUCGCGGGGCCACUACUUCGUGCUGCGCUACGACGCCAGCAUUGCCACGCACAAGGCGGUGCGCGACGCCCUCGAUGUCGACCCCCGCGUGCUGCGCGCCGGCGGCGUCAAGCUCGGCGACGGCAAGCUCGAGACCCUCAGCAAGUUCGGCCCUGUCAAGUGGCGGUCGAUGGAGUGAGGUGGUGGAUUGAUUGCUUGGGGCGGAUCGGGGUGCGCAAUACAUAUGGGCCGACGGCUGGGCGGGAUUUUGAUUUGGGGACUUGGGAGUGCUCAGCACUCGAUAUGAUAAGGGAUAGAUACAGGACAAGCGGCGGGACGGCGCUCUUCGCCAGCUGAGCUGAGCCGGGCUUAGAAGAGCGACUGGAGGAAAUCAUGGGUCAGGGACCGCGAGGCCAUGCUUGAGGGGCCGGAGGGGAAGCCUGCUCGCCACCACCACGAGUAGGCGCGAGGGUUGUACGAUACAUGGCUUGUAUGUGUGCAUUACAUACCAUAGACCUGCUUAAACCGAGAUGGUGCUUGCCGGGCUUUGAACGAGGCCUCGGCGUCGACGG
This is a messenger RNA of Thermothielavioides terrestris NRRL 8126, 806 nucleotides long. RefSeq names its product mitochondrial 37S ribosomal protein YmS16. The transcript is spliced from 3 exons. The coding region runs from base 86 to 433 and encodes 115 amino acids. Gene Ontology annotation, cellular component: mitochondrial small ribosomal subunit; ribosome. Gene Ontology annotation, biological process: translation. Gene Ontology annotation, molecular function: small ribosomal subunit rRNA binding; structural constituent of ribosome. The record is from RefSeq and is a predicted model, not a curated record. Lineage: Eukaryota; Fungi; Ascomycota; Sordariomycetes; Sordariales; Chaetomiaceae.